AGCAAUGGCGGUUGUUUAUAAAGUUUUUGGUGUAUAUUGAGCGUCGCUCUAUAUCUUAAUCGCUGUUCUAUUAUUGUAAACCAACUCUAGGGGAAAUUUCAUACGUUAAAGACUCCUGCUCAACUGAAGUAUUGCAGGAACAUACUGCAAAUGACAAAAACGAAUUACAGACGCUUCCAUUCCCGGCAACAACGCCCAAGGGAAGUAACAAGCCUUCAGACACUUGGGUAUAAUAGUAGGUCAGUGGUACUUGAACCAGCGACAUUCAAACCAAGUAUACUGCUACCUAAUCUAGAAAAGACAGAAAAGGUUUUCUUUGAAAUCAUUCAAAAGAAAAGUGUUGAAGAACUUGAGGAAUUCUUGAAGAAAAACAAGAACUUCAAUGUGAACUGUCAAAACUAUCAGGGUAGGACUGGACUGCAGCUUGCUGUCAAACUUGGUCUGUACAAGAUGGUGCAGUGCCUGGUACAAUAUGACGUCAUUGUUGGAGACUGUGUGCUGCAUGCUAUACAGAGUGGCCAUGCAGGCAUUUUAACAUUACUUCUUGAUAAACAGAGCCAAAGCUUUGAAUCAGAGAAAAGAAAUGUUGCCUUGCACAGUCCUGAUUUUCCACCUGAUAUUACACCACUGAUGCUGGCUGCACACUUGGGCAACUAUGAGCUGAUCCAGCUGUUACUGGAGAGAGGGUACACUCUGCCUCCACCACACCAGCCCAGCUGCCCAUGCAAAGAAUGUAAAAGACAAACAAAAUGGGAAUAUGUGAAUUCAACUCGUGUUCGGUACAAUAUCUACAAAGCACUUGCUAGUCCUAAUUAUAUCUGCCAGUCAUCUGCAGACCCUGUCCUCACUGCAUUCAGUCUAAGCUUUGAUCUCUACCAAUGUGCUAAUAAUGACAGGUCAUUUAAGAAAGAGUACAUUGCUUUAGCAGACCAAGUGGAGAAGUUUGCAGUGGACCUCCUAACACAGUGCAGGAGCAGUAAGGAAGUCCAGCUCCUGUUGGAGAGAAGAGAGGGAUACUCCUCUCCAGGAGACAAACCACUGAAAUUCACACGCCUUCUCAAGGCUAUAGACUGUGAGCAGAAAGAAUUUGUAGCUCACCACAGUUCCCAGCAAGUUCUGUACGCUGCCUGGAUUGAGGGAUGGGAGGAUUGGAGAAGGAUGGGUUCAUUUUCCAAAGCUCUCAUAAUUUUCCUUCAAACCAUCUUCCUGCCCUUAAUCGCCCUUUUCUAUUUGAUGGCGCCAAAUUCAGGACUUAGCAAGAAACUGAAAUCACCUUUGACCAAAUUCAUCAGCUGGACCAUCUCGUAUGUGUUUUUCCUCUUGAUUCUGUAUAUUCAAAAUGACAUGGAUACGAUAAGUUACAUCAGAGGACCCCCAGACACAGGUCUUGAGUGGUGGAUAUUUGUGUAUGUGUUAGGUUUGCUGUGGGUGGACUUAAACCAACUCUGGUUCCAUGGAUGCAAGCGUUAUUUCAAGCAAUGGUGGAACUGGUAUGAUGUGAUCCACCGUGCUCUGUUCAUUGCCACCUUCUUAGCUUGGGGGUGGGCCUAUUUGGACACUCAAGUGCACGAUGAAAUCAAUUUGGAAAGGAAAUAUUGGAAUCAGUUCGACCCAACUCUCUUAGCUGAAGGUCUCUUUGCAUUGUCAACCAUCUUGUCAUUUGGGAGAUUGCUGUUUUUGUUCCAGCUCAAUCCAGAUAUAGGUCCAUUGCAGGUAUCAAUCAGCAGAAUGUUCAAGGACAUUAUGGUGUUCCUGAGCAUCUUUCUGAUCAUCAUGGUUUCCUUUAGCACGGGACUCAGCAAGCUGUAUCAGUAUUAUAGGGGGCAUAAGAGGAUUGAUCCUGAUGGAACUGAGCACGUCCAGUUGGAGUCGUUUAUUACCAUUAGGGCCACUUUCAAAACCUUGUUCUGGGCAAUAUUUGGACUGUCGCCUGUUGACUCUGCCAAAGUUGUGAUCUCCAACCAGGGCACCAAUGGCAGCCACAUUGUAGCCAAUGAGCACAGUUUCACUGAGGGAGUGGGCUAUGUGCUGUUUGCAGUGUUCAACAUUAUAGUUGUCAUUGUUUUGAUCAACUUGUUGAUUGCUAUGAUGUCUCACUCCUUUCAGAAAGUACAGGACAACAAGGAUGUCGAGUGGAAAUUUGCACGGACUAAAGUGUGGAUGAUAUUCUUUGAAGAGAUAGGAACAUUACCGCCGCCCUUCAACCUCAUUCCCAGUCCUAAGAGUGUAUACAGACUGGUCUACUGGAUGUGCAGUUGGUGUAGGGGGCACCCAAAGGCAAACUGCAGCAGAAAGAGAUGUUGCUUUUUUGAAGAUGACGAGGAGAUAGAAAAUCAGAAAGAUGGGAGAUAUGAGACACUGAUGGGGAAGCUGGUCAUGAGAUAUUUAGCAGAGAAAGGGAAGGUGAAAGACUCUACUACCAAAAUUCAGAGUGAACUGAACACUGUUCAGCGUGAGGUUAUUCAAGUGAAGAGUGCCAUGAAACAGUUACUGGAUAGACUAGAGGAAGCUGACGAGAUUUCUGGCACGUCUUCUCAACACGAGUUACCAGAAAUGUGAGACGUGCAAGAUGUGACAAUUUUUUUACACAGAAUUUUAAAAACAUAAGAAUGACAAAUGGUGUUUGGUAUUUGUGUUUCUUUUCUUUAUUGCAAGGAAAAAUAAUUUUUAUUGAAGUCAGCAACUGUGCUAAGAAGAAACUUACAGCUUAGCACUGAUAGACUCCAGCAAAUUCAUAUAAUUCAACAUGGUGUCAAGGCAACUGAACCAAUGUGGUUUACCUCAACCCACAUAUAACCAUCACAUAAAAUUCAGAUAAAUGCUACAAAGAUAUUUUUUAUCUUUUUUUGUUUAUAAAAUAAUAUUCUGGCUUACUGUGUAAUGAAGCCUUCUAACAUUUCUUGAUGACACCCUUUCCAGUUAUAUAUUGGAGAAAACGAGAAUUCAUGCAUGUCUUUAAAAAAAAAAAAAAAAAAAA
Lingula anatina is the source of this 2977-nucleotide messenger RNA. Its product is annotated as short transient receptor potential channel 5. Gene Ontology annotation, cellular component: plasma membrane; cation channel complex. Gene Ontology annotation, molecular function: protein binding; inositol 1,4,5 trisphosphate binding; store-operated calcium channel activity. Gene Ontology annotation, biological process: calcium ion transmembrane transport; regulation of cytosolic calcium ion concentration. The record is from RefSeq and is a predicted model, not a curated record. NCBI's taxonomy places the organism in Eukaryota, Metazoa, Brachiopoda, Lingulata, Lingulida, Lingulidae.